Molecule: messenger RNA, 2061 nt
Organism: Funneliformis caledonium
Lineage: Eukaryota; Fungi; Glomeromycota; Glomeromycetes; Glomerales; Glomeraceae
Source: the annotation of a GenBank genome assembly
AUGUCACAAAGUAAUGAUAUACUAGAAGCCGUUUCACAAGCAUCCGAGUGUACGACGAAUUAUAUAGCAUAUGCUAGAGAAUCUACGAUCGAACCUGAGGUUACUAAAUUAUACCUUGACAAUUUAAAUUCCAUUAAAGAGGCGGUUAAACCCUACUUACCCUUAUUCACCAACGUUAACUCAAUUAUACAAGAUAUUGUCAACGCUUACGAAAAUGCGCAAAUUAACAAGAAGAUAUGUCUAACGUUGAUUAAUCGUGCCGAAUCCGUCAGUUUAAUCGUCAAACAACUUGAAAGAAGGAAAUCCGAGAAUUUAGAAAACUUUCGUAACAAAAUGUUUUAUCAAUCAUUCCUUCGACUAUUUAACAUAUUGAAACGUAUGGAUAAAUUUAUUCAGGAUGUCACAUUACUAUCGAACAUUAGAAAAUUGACCGAAGUUUAUAGUAUCAAAAAACAAUUUCGUGAGAUUAUCGAGGAUUUUGAUAAUGUCAUAGAAGAAUUGGAUUGUUUACACGUGAUAUUCAACACCGACGAACAACGUCAAGAGGAUUUAAAGGUUUUUAGGUUAGAAUUUAAUAACGUAAUGAAAUUUUUCGAGACAAUCAACAGUGGAGUGGCAACGAUAAUAACACAAAAUAAUCAUAUAAAUUAUCAAGUAAACACCACAAUCUUGGAACUCAUACUUUUAAAAUGCAAAGUACAAAAACAAAACACGAAUUUUGAUGACAAAUGGAAACCAAAGUUAAUGACGAGCGAUGAGCUUCAAGACCCUCCCAGUGAUGAUAAUGAUAAGCAACCAACGGGAACGGUAAAAUAUUUAAAGAAAAUAUUUAGGCGAGAAAAGAAAGUUUCAUUAAUUCCGGCAGACUCAAUACCUUAUGUUACGGUUGAUUAUCAGAAACAUGUCAUUAUUGAUUAUAUUAAGAUGAAAUUAGGAAAUGAGUGCAAGCACAUUCAUCAAUUUUAUGGAAUGGCGAAAUUAAAUCAAAAUUUUUAUGCGGUUUAUGAAUGGACCGAGUUGGGAAAAUUAUCAGAGGUUUAUGAGAAGUAUGAACUUGAUUGGUCCACAAAAUUGAGGAUUGCUUCGGACAUAUUAUCUGGGUUGAUUUUUUUGAACUGCUGUGAUAUCAUUCAUAAGAGUAUUAGAUGUGAUAAUAUUUUAAUGACUGAAAAUAUGAAACCAAAGAUCACAAACAUCAAUUUAUUUAUCAAUAAAAAUACUUCUAGCAAUAAUAGCAAUGCUUAUGCAAAUUGGUUAAAAGAUGUGUAUUACCUAGCUCCUGAAAUAAUAGACAUCCAAAGUUAUUCAAGGAGGUAUACAACAAAAUCUCAAAUAUUUAGUAUUGGAAUGCUUCUAUGGGAACUUGCAUUUCAAAGGAUACCAUACAAGGAUUGGCAAAUUGCAACGGUGCAAAAUCAUGUGUUAAGUGGCAAGAGGGAGGAAAUUAACCUUGGUGUGGACCAGUCUAUCAUUCAACAAGGUUUUAUAAAUCUAAUCGAAGCUGCAUGGCAGCAAGAUCCAGAUGAUAGACCAGAUAUCAUCACAUUCUUUGAUAUGUUGUAUGCUUUAUAUAGCAAUUAUUAUAUGGGAGAAAAUAAUUCAUUACAAAAGAGGCCAAGUUCUAUGAUUAGAGAUAAGGAAAAGGCAUGGAAAUGUUUUGAAGCGAAUGCGCAAUUAGGCAAUAUAUCGGCGAUCUAUUGGCAAGGUUAUUAUUUAUGGGAAGGGUAUUAUACUUCGGCUGAUCAUGUACGCGCGAUCAACUGUUAUAAAGAAGCCGCAAAAAAUGGUCAUGCUGAUGCGCAGUUAAGGUACGCCUUUAGUGCUAUUAAUAGAGAGAAGAUGAACCUUAAAGGUUUUUUGAAAUUUUUGAAAAUGUCUGCAAAUGAAGGUAACGCUUUGGCUUUAUUUAAUUUGGGUGAUGUUUAUUUGCAUGGAAAAUUCGGUGUGGUUAAAGAUGAGGAACUUGGUAUCAAAUAUUUGAAAGUUGCCGCCGUUUUAAAACAACCCAAAGCUAUUGAAAUUUUAAAAAGUCUUAAUGUUACCGACACUUUUUAUUUAUAA